Molecule: messenger RNA, 501 nt
Organism: Miscanthus lutarioriparius
Lineage: Eukaryota; Viridiplantae; Streptophyta; Magnoliopsida; Poales; Poaceae
Source: the annotation of a GenBank genome assembly
AUGGUUGAAAUUAAAGGACGUCGCCAACCUCAUGAUGGUACAAGCAACCAAGGCGAAGAUGCUGAUGAAAUGGAAGAAGCUGCUACUCGACUUGCAAGAGAACAACAAAGACGUAGAGAGCGAACUGCUGCACAUGCGAGAAGGCCUCCACCUCGAGGGCGUGGAGAUGGUGGUAGAGGUGUUGAUCAUAAUCAUGGAAGAGGUCUUGGACUAAAGGGAAGUGGGACUGAAGAAGAGGAGAAAGAAGAAGUGGUUGAACAGCCCCAUAAUGAUGGCCAUCAUCACCGAGGGAAUCAUGGGCGUAAUCAGCUCAAUGAGGAGAGAUUUGGCAAGCUAAAAUUUAACAUGCCCAAGUUCGAUGGAGGGUCUGAUCCUGAAGCAUAUCUUACAUGGGAAUUGAAGGUUGAUAAUUUUUUUUGCCUACACAAUUAUUCUAAGCAGAAGAAGAUGGUAAUGGCUGCUCUAGAGUUUGAUGGUUAUGUUCUAAUCUGGUGGGAAUAA